Molecule: messenger RNA, 719 nt
Organism: Lethenteron reissneri (Far Eastern brook lamprey)
Lineage: Eukaryota; Metazoa; Chordata; Hyperoartia; Petromyzontiformes; Petromyzontidae
Product: phospholipase A and acyltransferase 1-like
Biological process (GO): N-acylphosphatidylethanolamine metabolic process
Cellular component (GO): cytoplasm
Molecular function (GO): glycerophospholipid phospholipase A1 activity; A2-type glycerophospholipase activity
Source: RefSeq, a predicted model, not a curated record
CUCGUUGUUGUUGCCGCUCCCUGCCGCCCACCACACGAGAACCCCCCCUCCUCCUCCUCACCACCCUGCCGCCUCUCUCCGACCGUCCCCUUCCUCAGCGAUCGAGCGAGGGAUCGAUCGUCGAUGUUCGCGCUGGAACCGGUCGUGCCCUCCGGGGACCCGCCCCAGCCGGGAGACCUCAUCGAGAUCUUCCGCGCCGCCUACCAGCACUGGGCCCUCUACCUGGGCGAGGACCUGGUCGUCAACAUCGUACAGCACGACUCGGGCGCGCCGGCCUGCUCGGCGAGCGCCAAGUCGGUGCUGUCCCGGCGCGCCGUCGUGCGGCUGCAGUGCCUCGCCGACGCGGUGGGGCCCGACGCGUUCCGCGUCAACAACAAGUACGACGACCGGCACGCGCCGCUGCCCGCGGCCGAGAUCGUGCGGCGGGCGCGGCGCCUCGUCGGCCGCGACGUCUCCUACGACCUCCUGGGCAGCAACUGUGAGCACUUCGUGACGCUGCUGCGCUACGGAGAGGCCGUGUCGGACCAGGUGUCGCACGCCAUGGGCGCCGUGGGGCUGGUGGCGACCGUGGCCGGACUCUUCUCCCUCUUGGGCAUCAUCCGCAGCCGCACGGCCAUGCGAGACUCCUCCUGACUCUCCCUCUUUCACUCACACAGCCUCAACGCCCAAGGGCUCACACGCGCGCGCAUCGAUGUUCGCAAUCCACAAAGGGGUUAGCC